Molecule: messenger RNA, 1466 nt
Organism: Sitophilus oryzae (rice weevil)
Lineage: Eukaryota; Metazoa; Arthropoda; Insecta; Coleoptera; Curculionidae
Product: influenza virus NS1A-binding protein homolog
Exons: 3
Coding region: 36-608 (190 amino acids)
Molecular function (GO): protein binding
Source: RefSeq, a predicted model, not a curated record
ACUGAUAUAAACCUUGUAGAAGGGACGUUUGGUAUAUGAUCUCGGAUUUGCCGGUACACAUAAGUCAGCACGCUGGGGCCGGUAUUGAAUCGUCGUUUUCCAGCAAGUUAUACAUUAGCGGAGGCAUUGACAGGGAUUAUGUGUGCAUGUCAAAGGUUUACUGCUAUGAUACGAUAUUGGAGAAAUGGUCUGCUUGCGCCCCGUUGUUGAAGCCACGAGCGGAUCACGUGAUGCUGGGUAUAGGAAAAUAUUUGUAUGUUUGUGGAGGCUGGACACAAGAAGAGAAUGCUAGAGCACUGCUGGACACUAUAGAGCUUUAUGAUCCUGAUACCAACACUUGGACGGAAAUUACUAAGGUACCGACUCCAAGGUACCACGCGGGUAUAGUUUGCGUGGAGAACAAGAUCUACUUCAUUGGCGGGUUCCACAGCGACGCCAUGUUUGACAGAGACACAGCGGCCAUAGAGUAUUAUGACAUAGAUACCAAAAUGUGGACUGUAGAGAACAAAUACCCCCAAGACGUGUGGGAGCAUACUUGCGUCACGUUGUGCAUACCCAAGUGCAGAGACGAUAUGGAGGUGAUACCAGCAGCCGAGAGUUUCGUUUAGAUAUACAGGGUGAUCGUAAAUAAGUGUCCAUCAUUUUUUAUUUGCCAUUUUCAUAGGAGUCAUUGAAUGAAAGGACCAAGGUAAGGGUAUUUUAAUCAUUAGUAACAUUUAAUGUUAUUAAUGAUUAAAAUUGUUAAAUAUACUUCUGAUAAAAAUAAAUAAUUUAACAUAAUUAUUUAAUAACAAAAAAAAUGGGUACGCUACUGGAACAACUCAGUCAAAUUGACGUUUCCUAAUUGUUUUUGACAAGUAGUAAGCACAAGUAAUUAUUUUUGAAGUUUCUAAUAUUAUUCACAAUAUUGUGGCCCUAAUUCAAGACCUGACACAAUGUCUCUCCAGUCUUAGAUACUUUGCACAAAACCAGUUAUAAAAUAAACAAAAAUUAACGUAAAGUAAGCUUAGAAAUGCCAAAAAAAUCAAAUCAAAUUCUAAUGCCUAUUUCUUCUGUAAUAUAUUAUGAAUAUAAAAAUAGUCUUUUUAGUCCCUCCUUAGUCUUUUUGAUCAGUGGUAGGAAUACUUAUUAACUUAUUAUUUUUUAAGUCUAUCAAUUGCCAUUCCCUUACUUUAGCUAUUCCUUUGCUCAAAAACAAGAACAAAAUUAUUAACUGAAACUUACGAAUUGAGAAAAAAACGGUGUCAGGGUUGGUUUGGAAAUAAUGAUUGUUAAAAUUAUAUGAUGAAAGUCAUCGAUCGUUGUUCCAAGCCCACCGUGACGCCUUUUUUAUUAUAGUAUUUUCACAGAAUAAGGAAUUAUUUUGUGAUAUUUUUAUGUACAUUUGGAAGUUAUUUUUAAUUUUCAAUUAUUGUGUUUUUGUCACUUGUAAAUAUUGUAAUAUAAAUAAAAUUAUUUUAUAAGUA